UCGCUUAACCACCGAGUGAUCAUGGUGUUUUCGAAGAGAAAGAUGAAGCAGUUCCUAGCGUUCGGAGUGACGAUCGUGCUCGUGAUUUGUUUGUACAAAUCAUGGGGCAGUCCAACAAACGGGAUGUCACACUAUGCGUAUGAUGACGGUGAUAACGCGAUUGACGGCGCGGUAGAUAACACGGCCGUCGAGCAGGAGAAUCGGCGGGCCGGUCAAUCACCGGAACGGCUUGUACUGUCGGUGGCCGAUCGCAACGGUCACAGGCACCAUAACAGCCUCGAUGGAGCAAAUGAUGAUGAUGCUGACGUUGGUGAACCAUUGGGGCAUGAUAAUGUUGAACGGGUGUUGAAGCAAAACAAGCUACGGUCACUGCGAAAGGGAUCUUCCUUUGGCGUGAUGCCCAAACGACACGACGAUCUUGCGCUAGAUGACCCCGAGCGAGAAUCACGGUUAAACGAGCUACACGAGGCUAAACGACAAAUACUGGAGCUGGAACGGAAGAUACAGGAACUGGAAGGUCGGAUACCGCGCAAGUACCCGGACGUAACGUUUUUGAACUACAAAAAUCGUAAACGAAUACUGAUAACGGGUGGAGCCGGUUUCGUUGGAUCACACCUGGUCGAUUAUCUCAUGAUGCAAGGCCAUGAGGUGAUCGUGGCGGAUAACUUCUUCACGGGCCGGAAGCGUAACGUGGAACACUGGUUGGGGCAUGAAAAUUUCGAACUCAUCCACCACGACAUCGUUAAUCCGCUGUUCAUCGAGGUGGACGAAAUUUAUCAUCUGGCCAGCCCGGCUAGCCCACCGCAUUACAUGUACAACCCGGUCAAGACGAUCAAAACGAACACGCUUGGUACGAUCAAUGUGCUCGGUUUGGCGAAACGCGUGGGCGCCAAGGUACUGAUCGCCAGCACGUCCGAAGUGUACGGCGAUCCCGAUGUGCAUCCGCAGCCCGAAACCUACUGGGGUCAUGUGAAUCCGAUCGGACCGCGCGCCUGCUACGACGAGGGCAAACGCGUGUCAGAAACGCUGAGCUACGCGUACGCCAAGCAGGAGAAAGUGAAUGUACGCGUGGCGCGAAUCUUUAACACGUACGGACCACGAAUGCACAUGAAUGAUGGGCGCGUCGUGUCUAAUUUUAUUAUACAAGCGCUACAGAACCAGUCCAUAACGAUUUAUGGAAGCGGUCGACAGACACGAUCGUUCCAAUAUGUGUCGGAUCUGGUUGACGGUUUGGUAGCGCUGAUGGCAUCCAACUAUACGCAACCUGUCAACCUUGGCAAUCCGGUCGAACGGACGAUACAAGAUUUUGCCGAAAUUAUACGCGACCUGGUGGGCUGCAAGAGCAAAAUCAUCGAACUGCCCGCCGUCGAAGACGAUCCGCAGCGACGGAAACCAGAUAUUUCGAGGGCAAAGAAACACAUCAACUGGGAACCUAGGGUUCCGUUACAAGAAGGACUCAUGAAAACGAUAGACUACUUCCGCAAGGAGUUAGCCCGCUCAAAUCACUCACAGCGAAACAUCUUUGUUCCCGAAACGACGGAGUUCCGCAAUUUGCUAUGAUACCGGAUAUUAUGAUGUAAUGCGGAUUAGUGUGCCAGAUAUGGCAAACAGGAUUUAAUCCUUUCCUGCACAAUAUAUUGCACCUUCGCUUUAAAGCACAUAGGAGACGACGGGCAGAAAGUGCAUUGUAGAUAUGAGAAGGGCUUGCCGUAAUGUAUAAGUCUAGCAAUAUGAUUAUCAUUUACUGAUACUCUCUACGUUUUAAGGAAGAGUAGUGAGUGAGUAUUUUUCCGUAAAAGAGUGUCACAUUUCAAUUCCCAAAAUUGAAGCAGUCUUUCAAAAACGUCCAGUAUCUAUUAUUUCGGGUUUAGAUUCGCCAUCCAAUUUUUGGUUCAAUUUAAGAAGAUUUAUAUAAUUGCAGCCACACGUUCUAAACACUGCAAACAGCAUAGUUUAGCAAAUUUUCGAAUAGUGUAUGAUUCUAUACCGGUACGAGCAGUAAUCGCGUGCAAUUUAGCAAGGAAUAAUUCAAAUUCAAAUGAACAAAACCGUGUAAAUCUGAUUUAGAAAUUAUUUGUUACCGAUUUCUAGCAACAAUGCUGCAUCAAAUGCUUAGAGAGUGAACUGAACUUUUACCGAUCGUCAGUCUCUUUUAAAUGUAAAUACUUUCUAGUCUGGUUUUAAUAGCAUAGUACGUAAUGUGGAAUAUGUUUUUGGUUUACCUGUUUGUUUUUGGUGAAAUAAGAUAGGAGUGCUGAGAAUCUGUUAAAUAUGUAAUCAGUAGAAAAAUAACAAUAAAAUAAAAUUUA
Molecule: messenger RNA, 2309 nt
Organism: Anopheles moucheti
Lineage: Eukaryota; Metazoa; Arthropoda; Insecta; Diptera; Culicidae
Gene: Uxs
Product: UDP-glucuronic acid decarboxylase 1
Exons: 5
Coding region: 22-1560 (512 amino acids)
Biological process (GO): D-xylose metabolic process
Cellular component (GO): cytoplasm
Molecular function (GO): UDP-glucuronate decarboxylase activity; NAD+ binding
Source: RefSeq, a predicted model, not a curated record